Hibiscus syriacus is the source of this 1276-nucleotide messenger RNA. RefSeq names its product splicing factor 3B subunit 4-like. The transcript has 4 exons. The coding region runs from base 431 to 1024 and encodes 197 amino acids. NCBI's taxonomy places the organism in Eukaryota, Viridiplantae, Streptophyta, Magnoliopsida, Malvales, Malvaceae. Gene Ontology annotation, molecular function: RNA binding. The record is from RefSeq and is a predicted model, not a curated record.
CUUCGAACCCCUUCACCUUCCAUUAUUUGUUUAUUGUUUCUCUCCCUCGUUCUAUAGCCCUCCUAGCGUUGAAUCAUCAAAAUCAGCGUGAAAUCCCAUAGAUCGGCCACCGGAACCGUCGUCCAUCGCUGGUCUCCGUCUCCGGUUGCCUCUAACUGGGAUAUUUACCAAAUUCCAUCCAGCGAAUCGCAUUGUCCUCCCUUCUCACCUGAUCCAGAUAAAUUCUUCCAGGAAAAAACCCCUAAGAUGCCCUGGAUCUCGAUUGAAAGUUUGGUAUUGCUUCCUACUCAAGUCUCCGAUUACGGCCUAUAAAGCUUAUCUCAAUAGUCCCCUUUCAUACUCCACAUCGGAACAUCCCUAAGGUUAUUAUUAUUGUGGUGUUGCAGUUGGAAAUUGCUUGCCGUUGAUUCUGUAGGUAUUUCCAGUAACUAUGUCAGGGAAUUCUAGCUGCAGCGUAUACAUAGGUAAUUUGGAUGAGAGGGUAAGCGACAGAGUUCUAUAUGAUAUUCUUAUCCAAGCAGGGAGGGUAGUAGAUUUGUAUAUCCCUCGAGACAAGGAAACCGAUAAGCCCAAAGGAUUUGCCUUUGUGGAAUUCGAAAAUGGGGAAGUUGCUGAUUAUGCUGUCAGGCUUUUUUCUGGCCUUGUUACUCUCUGUAAACGAACCUUGAAAUUUGCUAUUUCUGGGCAAGACAAGACUUCACAGAACCCUCCCUAUGCAGCCAUGCCUGCUACAAAUUCAUCCUACAAGUCAAGGCAUCACCAUGAAGUAGUUAACCACAUGGAAGUCUCUCAGCAACUUAAGAGGUCAUCAAUCCCUUCUAGGGUUUCAGAUUAUCGCGCUCGUUACACCCAAGUGUUACCUCCACCUGGUGUUUCUCACCACUCUAAUGGGUAUGGAUCACAUUUCAAUGAUACCAAUUAUGAAUACAGUCGAAGGGUUUUGGGGGCAACAUUGGAUAGCUUUAGUCGCCCUAGGUCACGACGUUACGAAACAAGUGACCCAAUUUCUUAUCCCUCUUACUGAUAUUUAUUACGACUGCUAUAUGAGGGUAAAAUUCUUACAUGACGCACUUAAUAUUGAUUGAACAAUUGUAGUUAUUCAAACAAGAUAGGUGGUAGAGUUAUGGGUAAGAAGGGCUAAAGAUAGCAUAUGUUGUAACUUGUAAGUUAUUUCUCGGGUCCCAUCAUUGUUUGUUUAUGAAUACUACAUUUCAUUGUGUGGUACUAUUUCAUAAUUUCACUCCCUUUAAAAUGUUGUAUUUGUUUCUUUUGUAUA